Molecule: messenger RNA, 2680 nt
Organism: Tuber melanosporum (Perigord truffle)
Lineage: Eukaryota; Fungi; Ascomycota; Pezizomycetes; Pezizales; Tuberaceae
Exons: 4
Coding region: 1-2424 (807 amino acids)
Source: RefSeq, a predicted model, not a curated record
AUGAGUGCUCCGCCUUCAAUUCCACCUAGACCCUCGAGGUCAACAGUCCCCUCUAUCCCACCUCGCCCGAGUUCAAAGCCACGCUCAAAAUCACCUCUUGAGCAAGAGGGACCUGCGCUGACUACUAUUCCACCCACCACUGAGCUUCACGCCCCUGUCGCAAGGCCGCCAGCACCAAAGCCAACGGAGUCCGGCUCAGGCAUAACUACGAGCAUCACUUUGAAGAACGAUUCGGGAAUCCCGCAAAUUGGAAGGAGAGUACCUAUGUAUCCCAAUGCAGGAGAUGUACAGGCUCCCAGCCCGGCCGUGACGCCAGGUGCGGGGAGGAGAAGUCAUGUUUAUAGAGAGGAGUGGGAGAUGGAUGAGGGAGCCUAUGGGCAUGGGACACCGAAGGGGAUUAAUCCGUAUACCAGGAGCUCCACCGAUCUCAACCAGUCGGUUGCGCAGAGUCCUGAUUUAGGUGAUGCCAACGAUGCAUCUACUCCAGUUCCCGACGAAGAAAUUGGCUAUCUAGCCAGCGAGCAGUAUGCUCGCGUUAUCUCGCCGCAGCUAACGGGUACCUCCGCCACUGGGCAUUCGCCCACCUUACGUCGCAGAGAUUCGGAAGAUGCCCCCGUAUCGUUGUACGGCAUUGUCACAAAUUCUUCUACCAGCAUUGAUGAAAAGGACAAGGAAAUAAGCAUUCAUUUGGACGCACUCCCGCAUCACGGCGGUGUGUAUCAUCACCACCACCAUCAUGAUUCUAGAGCCGGAACUAGACCUGGCUCUGCUUUGGGUAUGAUGGGUGAGGACGAAGAGGAGGAAGAGCGUGAACAUCCUAUCUUGGCUUCCGAUGAGGUUCAGAAGCGCGGUGGGGAGUUUAUGCUGCCGGCUAUCUCCCCUCCCCUCCCGCCUAGAAGGCCCGGCUCCAUGCCCAACACUCGGCCUCAUAGUGUGGCCCCUACGGGGCCGGGUUCGGUUGCCGAUGAGGACGAGGAUGGUGAUAUCGAGCCUGCGGAUUUACCGAGUAAUACUGGGUUCGAAUUACGGGAAUCAUUGAUCGCAUUACAACCCGGGGAGGAGACCGAACCAUUGUUCCCCGAAGAUGAAGAUGAGGAUGCGGAAGAAUGUGUCACGGGAACUGUUGAUAAAACCAAAGAAAAGUUGAAACAUCCGGAUUUGCCGCCUUCUGUGAGCUCUGGCCAUCGAUUUCCUAGUAAGGAUAUCUGGGAGGAGGCCCCGGACCACGCACAACUCCAGGCUAUCGUAUCAUCUCCGCCUAUUGCAGAUCCUGAAACACGUGACGGCCAUAGAGAGGAGGGAGAGCCCGCCGAGCGAGCUAGGGAUUACAGGCACGAAGUGCAAUCAGAAGGUCCUGAUGAGCACCUAGACAGACUUUUAAAGAGGGGCAAAAAGAGUGAAGAGUCGGUUGGUUCUGGAGAUAGAAAUGGGGUCAAACGAUUCCCAAGUAAUGAUAUCUGGGAGGACGUCCCGCCGAGUUUGCAACUCAGCGCUACUGUCACUCCAUCCAAUGAUCCCCAGGAAGAGAAUACAAAUGAGCAUGAGAGUAGAGCUACAACUACAGGAACAACUCGACUGGAAGACAAGAUCGCUUCCAUUCCGGAGGAGGAGGACAAUACAAGGCCUACAACUGGAGCACCCAUUGAAGGGCCAAGUGCACCCAAACCAGAUUUUCCAGCUAGACCUCAGGUUCCUUCCACCCCACCCGGCAACCCACCGCCAGUUAGCUCAAAGCCGAAGCCUGCUAUUCCUCCUAGGACAGGAGGGAUUGGUGGAAAAAUUGCUGCUCUGAAAGCCGGCUUCAUGAACGACCUCGAUCAACGGCUGAAGCUAGGUCCUCAAGCUCCGAAGCAGGAGGAGAAUCCUGUAGGCGAGGAAGAUAAGCCAAUGGAGGUCCUGAGUGAUGUGCGAAAGAGCAGGGCCAGAGGGCCAAGAGGAAGGAAGUUGCCAACCGCCAAGGAGGCCGAAACCAAGACUGAGACCAAGGCCGACCCCGCAGCAUUCAAGAUGGAGAUUGUUGGUGUUUGGACUGUAUGGAGUAUGAAUGAGGAAGGGGUCAACGUGGGCGAAGAGUCAACGAUUAGCUCCGCAGGCGAGUCAGAAACAGGAACCAAACCCGAACCAAUGGCCGAAGACAAGAAGGAGGAGAUGGCAACAACUCCUUCGGCAACAACUCUCCCCGGGGCCACCGGCACUGGCCGACAAACGGUCCCUGCGGUGAGUAAGGACUUUGAUACCACUGCUGCCCCCCCUAGCCCGAAAGCAGAAGAGAAGGAGGAAAAGGACACGAUCCCAACAACUAUCGCCGGCGACCAGCACCCUGAGGAUGCUAUCGGGACUGGCGAGGCCGGAGAUGAGAGAGCUGACGAAGCGAAACAAGAGGGUGUUAGAAACACAGCGGGCGAUCAGAAGGUUGAGGUUUAGCGCGUUGGCUGCAUGAGUCUUUUCCGUUGCUGGUUCUUAUUUCUUGCUUUCUUGAUUCCAUUCUGCCAAAUUUCCCUACUCUGCUCUACUCCGCUCCACACUACAGUAGAGAAACAAGUCGCAGUCGAUCAUUGCUUGUCUUAUUGCUGUUUUCUAUUCCUUUAUUCUCUCUUUUAUUUCACGCGGGAUAUCUGUGGGUGUAGAGAACACGGGGUUGGUAUACGGAAUUGUACUCUCGCUUUCUGGGGGUAGGUGG